Messenger RNA from Lycium ferocissimum, 470 nucleotides. RefSeq lists its product as uncharacterized. The record is from RefSeq and is a predicted model, not a curated record. NCBI's taxonomy places the organism in Eukaryota, Viridiplantae, Streptophyta, Magnoliopsida, Solanales, Solanaceae. The transcript has a single exon. Bases 110 to 379 code for a protein of 89 amino acids.
AAAGUAGGAAGCCAUUGGAAAAAGGCCAAAAACAAAUUCAAAGUUGGUUUUGACAAAGUAAAUAGAGAGAGAUAAGAAGAAGGAAAGUGCAAAAUACAGAGAAAAAGAAAUGGAAAAGCAAACAGGUAGUACGAAAAAGGAAUCAGAAAACAGUAAAUUAGAAGGAUUGCCAGUGGAUACAAGUCCUUACACACAGUAUAAGGAUUUGGAGGAUUACAAGAAACAGGGCUAUGGAACACAGGGCCAUCAACAACCAAACCCUGGCCGUGGUGCUGCCAGUUCCACUGAUGCCCCUACACUCUCUGGUGGUGGUGGAUCUGCCUCUGCUAACUCUCAGCUUUCUGCUACUGAUACCGUCAAUCGCCAGGGUGUCCCUUAAUUUGCUUUAUGUUUAAUUGCGACAGAGUCGAAUCUAGAACAAGUUAAGUUUAUAUUUAUGCAUAUAAUAAGAUCACGCUCGUUCUGAAUUA